AUGACUGAAAAGAGCGGUGAAGUGUUGGUUGAUCGUAAUCAGCAGUCGGCUGAUGCACACAAGAAAUUCUAUUCUACGAAUAUUUCUGUAGUGCGGAAACAUGCAAGAAGUCCGGGAAUAAUCCUACAAUUAAGUGCUUUGAUAUGGUUAACCCUACAAAAUUCAACGCAUACAUUAUUAUUGCGGUAUUCGAGGGUGCGAGUUGUCGAGGAGGUGUUUCUUCCAUCAGUUGCUGUAUUUUUCACUGAAGUUCUCAAAUUAAUCAUCUGUCUACUUUUCAUCAUUUAUGAAGAAAAGAGCGUAAGCAGUAUGCUGGACCUUGUGAAACGAGAAGUAUUUUAUAAUUCGAAAGAUACUUUUAAAAUUUGCAUUCCCGCAGUGAUCUAUAUUAUACAAAAUAAUCUCUUUUAUAUGGCAGCAUCUCAUCUGGAGGCAGCAGCAUAUAUGGUGACUGCACAAUUGAAAAUUUUCACAACAGCAAUAUUUGCAGUAAUUAUGUUGAAAAGAACCAUUGCUAGGAGACAGUGGUUAUCUCUUGGUAUACUUUUUGUUGGUAUAUGUCUUGUUCAGUUGGACCAGCAUGGAGCAAAGAAAACAUCGUCUUUCAGUGAUCCUUAUUUAGGGCUUUUGGCUUCUAUUUCUGCAUGCAUCCUUUCCGGUUUUGCAGGAAUAUAUUUCGAAAAAAUUUUGAAGACCAGCCCAUCUGUAUCGGUGUGGACGCGUAAUGUGCAGUUGUCAAUGUUUGGAAUACCUUCAAGUCUCACUGCUUCCAUUAUGAAGGACCAUGAAACAAUUUUUAAUGAAGGUAUGCUAUACGGUUUUGAUAUGCUAGUUUGGAUUGUUGUUUUCUGGUAUUGCAUUGGUGGUUUAUCCGUUGCAGUAUGUAUUAAAUAUUGUGGUAAUAUAGCGAAAAAUUUUGCAACAUCGGCUGCUAUCAUUAUCAGUAUGGUUGUAUCAGUAUAUCUUUUCGAUUUCAUUCCGAAUCCAUUAUUUUUACUUGGAACCGGAUUUGUUAUCACCAGUAUUUUUCUAUAUUCUUCAUAG
Cercopithifilaria johnstoni is the source of this 1044-nucleotide messenger RNA. NCBI's taxonomy places the organism in Eukaryota, Metazoa, Nematoda, Chromadorea, Rhabditida, Onchocercidae. The record is from the annotation of a GenBank genome assembly.